AUGGCAUUGCCUCCCGGCAGACGUUUGAGUCCCGACUCUGAGGCACGCCUCAAUCGUGUUCAGAUGCAGGCUGAUCUUGGUACCGCUCGUCGGGAGUACGUCAGCACCACUGACGAAAGCGCCUAUGUCCAAGUGAACCAGGAUGAACUUGAGCGGCUCCGAAGGUCAAACGUUGUUGGCACUCCUGAGUAUCAGGCGGCGCAGCGGAACCGUCAAGCGUUGAGAGAAUGGAACGACUUCCACAAAAUUGCCGACGACACUGACCACUUGGAAGAGCUGAACCAACUCGAAAAUGGCCAAUCUCACAGACUCAGACUGACUGCAUCCCUUCAUGGCUCCGAGCCCUCGUCCCGGUCUUCGCAUGCGUCUUUCAAUCGAGGAAUUGGAAACCAUUCUAUGGGGUUGCGCUCCAUUGGUCGUGGUGGAGGUGUCAUUGGUACUCGAGGACGGGGUAGCAGUCUUCCAGGCAUUCGAGACUCCAGUCCUUCUAAUUUUCCAGGCCGCGGCUCUGCUCCGAAUGUCAGAAACACCCGAUCUCGUGCUUCUACCUCUCGUGAAGAAGAUACACGCGCAGGGGGACGCAAUGUCAGAGAGAGCCAGUCGGUCCCCAAUAUUCGAUCGCGGGAAGCCAGUCCCCGUAGCUUGGAGUUCACUGAACGUUGGGUUCAAGGCCGCUUGACUUCCCAAGAGGCUUUCAUGGCAUCGGCCGGUCGAGCAUUCGGCAUUCCCCCCAACUUGCCCAAGAUACCAGUCCCGAAUGCUGCGGAAAGACUCACGACUCCUCGGCUCCCAUCAUUGUCCGUGGAUGUCGCUGCGUCCAUGCAUGCCACGGUGUCUAGCGCCCCCUCGACAGCCAGAGUCAAUAGCACUGUCGCUUCUGGAACUGCCACUCGGGCUCGUAAGGUGCCGAACCCACCUCCUCGAUUCUAUCGUCAGUUUGCCCAUCGGAGCCCGCCACGAAGCCCAAGCCAGUCCCCUAGCCGAAGCCCAUCACGCAGCCCGAGCCGGGAGGGAGGAAUGAUAUCCAAUCUUCCGGAGCCGGCACAAGCAGAGCAGGGUCUGGGCCAGCAAUCGGAGGAUCUACAUGCCCGGCAGAGAACCGAGAAACAAUCCCGGAAUGAGAAGGACUCUGCUCGUCUCUUCCUUCUGUCUUCGGAUGAAGAGGACAUUCGCUUCCCAGUUCGGCCCCGAACUCGGCCUCGUUCUUCUAAUGUUAUGGUCUCUUCGGGCCUGUUGGAUCUCGCUGGUAUUGUUUUCCCCACGGAUGAAAAAGCCAAGAUGGAUAGUCCGGAGCGUGUCAACCCGCUUGAGGCCAUAGCGUUUGUUGCGAAAGAGCUGGUUUCAGUCUUUGGUGAGGGAUCACAUGAGUAUCAAGACGACGCAGGCCUGCGUGGUCAACGUCUGUCCCCCCACACUCCCCUCGUGACGAUGAAAGCAAACAUCGAUUCCACAAGUGAACGUGACAUUGGCGCCUUCGUGAAGAAAACAUUUUCGCGUUGGCUGGAAAAACAUUCCACAACUUCAGCACCCCCUCUUGGAUUUAGCACUGAUUCCGCAGAUUCAGCCCUACAUCCUUUUGGUAAAACUCAUCUUGCAGCUCCAGGUUCACUUGUUGAACUUGAUACUCAUUCCACGGCUUCAGCUUCCGCUUUUGAACACGAAGGCUAUUCCACAGCUCCAGGCUCGCCCAUCCAGCGAGAGGCUCUUUCCACGGUUACAGAUCAACUGCUUGACUUAGAAAUGCGGCCCAUGGCUCAGGUUUCGUCUGGAGAAGAUCGUUCAGGACGGGCUCAUCAGGUCAGCAAUGAUAGUGGAAGUUUUGACCGUUAUCGGUCUCCUCGCCGUGUGGACUCAUCGGGCACUGUCACCGAUUCAUCCGCCGAGAAACAGCACCGCAGGGUAGAUGCAUCCAUUCUGUCGCCCACCAAGCCCGCACGAAGCCCCUCAGGAAUAUCCACGGAGGCAUUCCAAUCGCUGAAGGUCAGUGAAGGUGAGACAGUUGGUGAAGAAAAGGACGUUACCGGGUCCAAUGAGGGCAAGGGUCGAGGUCAAAAUCUGUUCAAGGAGGAUGUUCCUCACCCUAUGUGGGCGUCGUGGGGUAUGGACUCUGCCAAGGAUGAUUUGUUUGCGCCAAAUAUGCGUGAGGACAAGGCCUCUAAGCUUGAAAAGAAGGAGAACCUGCCGGUGGCUCGGGGAUCUCGCACAGCUUCUGCCGAGGAUGAUCUUUUCCCGGAGAAGUUGCACGAGGACAAAGGCUCGAUGCUCGACAAGGUUUUCUCGGGAGAGCUGCCUCGGGCCCCACGGCUGCCUCUCAAGGCUCGCGAAGAGAACGAUCUUUUCGCAAAGAAGAUGCGCGAGGGAAAAGGCUCCAUGCUUGACAAGUUUCCCCAGGAGCACCCCUCGCGAGCGCCUCGAGGUCGCCGAGACGAUCUCCGAUCCGGAUCCCCACCUGCGGCUUCGUACAAGUCGAAGCGGCUGUCCUUGGCGCAAGGCAGCCUAAACGUCCCAAAGGAACCUUCGGCCCCACGGGUGCCGCCACGCGCCCAGACCGAAAAGAAGCCCGAAGCCGUCUCGGGAGCUUUGGCGAAGAGCAUGUGGGCACCUCAGGCUGAGAGCAAGCCUGCCGCUGUUUCUGGAGGUCCUGCGGGUAGCAAGUGGGCGCCGCAGCCUGGUAAGAAAUCUCCUGCCAUCUCUGGAGAUUUGUCGAAUAGCCGAUGGGCGACCCAGCCCGAGAAGACGUCUGCCGCUGGUUCCGGAGGGUUAGCGGGCAGCAAGUGGGCAGCCCAGCCCGACAAGAAACCCUCGGCUGUCUCUGGAGGUUUGGCACAGAGCCGAUGGGCAUCUCCGACUGACGAGAAGCCUCCCACCGCUCCCAAAGGCUUGGCAAGUAGCCGAUGGGCCUCUCCCGCUCAGGCAUCGGGGACCAUGAAGCCAUUCAAGGGAGCCCCACGACAGCCUUGGGCAAAGCCAAAGUCUCCCCGGCUGCCCAGCCCACGUCGGUCCGAUGCGGUGACCCAGCCAUCGCCGCCAACUGCCGACCCCGUCCGAACGGAGUCAAGUCUGCCGCGCCAGUCCAGCGCGCGCGAAUCCAGCCCGGAUGGUCAAAAAUCCCCCGGUGUCACUUUCAUCGGGCCCAAGCCAUUCGAACGCCGAUCUGAGUAG
Penicillium oxalicum is the source of this 3162-nucleotide messenger RNA. RefSeq lists its product as uncharacterized. The coding region runs from base 1 to 3162 and encodes 1053 amino acids. Lineage: Eukaryota; Fungi; Ascomycota; Eurotiomycetes; Eurotiales; Aspergillaceae. The record is from RefSeq and is a predicted model, not a curated record. The transcript is spliced from 9 exons.